AUGAAACUUGAUAAUAUAAGGAAUGAUAAUACUGAAAAUGAAGAAAUCAUUAAUAAAAUAUUAUCUGAUAAAAAUUUCAAUAAAUUUUUUGGCAAAGAAGAAUCUGAUAAAAAAUCUCAAAAAAUCUAUGAAGAGUCUAAUAAAGAAUUUAAUGAAAAGUUUGAUAAUAAUAGUAAAGAUUCUAGCAAAGAAUCUAGUAAAAAGUCUAAUGAAGAAUUUGAUAAAGAGUUUAAUAAUAAUAGCAAAAAAAUCUAA
Funneliformis geosporum is the source of this 255-nucleotide messenger RNA. Lineage: Eukaryota; Fungi; Glomeromycota; Glomeromycetes; Glomerales; Glomeraceae. The record is from the annotation of a GenBank genome assembly.